This is a messenger RNA of Schistosoma bovis, 973 nucleotides long. The record is from the annotation of a GenBank genome assembly. Lineage: Eukaryota; Metazoa; Platyhelminthes; Trematoda; Strigeidida; Schistosomatidae.
CAUGCGGUUACCAAGACAACCGGCGCCUGCACGUGUUUAAAAAUGAGCAAUAAGAGUAGGGUCGUGCAUAAAAAGCAGCUUGCCAUUAAGAAGAUAAAAGAAGAGAAAGAAAAACAAUUCUUCCUAACUGAUGAUAAUGGAGACAUCAUACCUGGAACAUACAGAACACCGGUCGGAGGUUUGAAGCUUAAGCUAUUUUAUAGCACAUCUGUUUCCAGAAGUUAAAAUUAAAAAAAUUGAAGCAUCAGGAAAUUACGACAUCGUGUCACUUGCGCGUUCAAUGAACGACAAUUUUGCAUCGAGAACCAAAGAGUUAUUUACCCCAGAGGUGGAAGCUGUUAAAGAAGCUAUCAAAACAGGUAUAUAUGUUGCAUGGAGACCAAUAGACAAACCUUGGAACCAACAAGAUUGUCAACGUGUAUGUUCCACUUCUCGUUGUUUUUGUGGACACUCUUUAAAUCAACAUGAAGCGUUUUCUGUGAAUAAAGCAUUCCCAAAGUGUAAUCAGACUGGGUGCUCAUGCAAAGGGUUUAAGUUUGUUCCCAGUAGACCAGAAGAAGUUGGUGAAUUUUGGUUAACUAGACGCAAUGAUUUUGAUGGUAAUUCGUAUCGCGUUAAAUGCAAGUGUAAGCAUACUCAUGAAGAACAUGUGGCUGAUCUCGUUCCUUAUCGAUGUAAAGUUAAAAGAUGCAACUGUUCGGGAUUUUCAUCAGCUUUCCUUUGCGCUGCAUGUGACAAGCACUGGCAUGAGCAUCAAACAGUUUUUGAAACUGAAAUGGAACGUAAAGCUGAAGGACGUCCAGUUGGUGAAGGAUGGAUUCCGUUUGCUGAAUUACCAGAAUUAGCUAAAAUUGCACUGACUGGUGUAGAUAAUCCAGCUAUUCAAACAUUAACUGAUGCUUUGUCAGCAAGUGCUCGUCAAAGUCUUCUAGAAAAACAAACUUUACCUGCUAUCUCUGGAUCAAAAGAUUAA